Jaculus jaculus (lesser Egyptian jerboa) is the source of this 919-nucleotide messenger RNA. Its product is annotated as N-alpha-acetyltransferase 50-like. The transcript is spliced from 2 exons. Gene Ontology annotation, cellular component: NatA complex. Bases 1 to 657 code for a protein of 218 amino acids. Lineage: Eukaryota; Metazoa; Chordata; Mammalia; Rodentia; Dipodidae. The record is from RefSeq and is a predicted model, not a curated record. Gene Ontology annotation, molecular function: acyltransferase activity, transferring groups other than amino-acyl groups. Gene Ontology annotation, biological process: mitotic sister chromatid cohesion.
AUGGUAGAUGGGACCAGACACCAGGCGGCAGACCUGAGCACAACUUUGUUCCGGGGCAGUAAGGAACAGCGUGGGGCAGCACAGACAGGUGACAUGAGGACUACAGCCAUACCACAGAUGGACACACUCACCCUGAAGACUCUGGGAGCCUCUGAAGAUCUUAAGGAGCUGGGAGAUGUGACGCCACACAAUAUUAAACAGUUGAAGAGACUGAACCAGGUCAUCUUCCCAGUCAGCUAUAAUGACAAGUUCUACAAGGACGUACUGGAGGUCGGCGAGCUUGCAAAACUCGCCUAUUUCAAUGAUAUAGCUGUAGGUGCAGUGUGUUGCAGGGUGGAUCACUCACAGAAUCAGAAACGACUUUACAUCAUGACACUCGGAUGUCUUGCACCUUACCGAAGACUAGGAAUAGGAACUAAAAUGUUAAAUCAUGUCCUGAACAUCUGUGAGAAAGAUGGCACUUCUGACAACAUUUAUCUGCAUGUCCAGAUCAGCAAUGAAUCAGCAAUUGACUUCUACAGGAAGUUUGGCUUUGAGAUUAUUGAGACAAAGAAGAAAUACUAUAAGAGGAUAGAACCUGCAGAUGCUCAUGUGCUUCAGAAAAACCUCAAAGUCCCUUCUGGUCAGAGCGCAGACACACAAAAGACAGACAACUAAACAAAUUACACAAACUUCUUGCACUUGCUUGUUGCCAAAUAAAAGAGGCCCAUUAUUCUCCUUCCCUUUUCUUAAGCUUCCCUCCUUGUUCUUGGUUUUUUUUUUUCCUUCCCCCACCCUUCCUCUAAAAGUUUUAAUUCUUUCAAGGACUCUUAAAAAUGAUCAUGUUUGGAUUGUUUUAGUUCUCUUAUUUUUGUGAGAUGGUUGGAUUGGAAGGAAGAGAAGGUAAAUACAUUCUUUGUAGUUUCAGUUAAGAUAUCUG